Molecule: messenger RNA, 1239 nt
Organism: Trichoderma citrinoviride
Lineage: Eukaryota; Fungi; Ascomycota; Sordariomycetes; Hypocreales; Hypocreaceae
Product: carbohydrate-binding module family 1 protein
Exons: 6
Coding region: 1-1239 (412 amino acids)
Biological process (GO): carbohydrate metabolic process
Cellular component (GO): extracellular region
Molecular function (GO): chitinase activity; cellulose binding
Source: RefSeq, a predicted model, not a curated record
AUGUUCUUCACCAAAGUUGUAGGCAGCCUUAGCCUCCUCGCCGGCCUCGCAUCAGCUGCUCCCAACCCCAUCGCUCGCAGGCAAGCAGCAGGUGCUCAAAACGUCGUCUACUGGGGCCAGAACGGCGGCGGAACAAUUGAAAACAAUGAUCUAUCGGCUUACUGUACCCCAACCUCGGGUAUUGAUAUCAUUGUCCUGUCUUUUCUCUACCAGUGGGCAGAGGGAUCCUCAGUCCUGGGUGGUACAAUUGGUCAAUCUUGCGGAAUUAGUAACUCUGGCGAGCCGCAAAACUGCGACGCCCUGACUGCGGCCAUCACAAAAUGUAAGGCUGCGGGAGUCAAGAUGAUACUCUCUCUGGGCGGUGCCAGCGCCUUCUCCAGCUUCCAGACAGCGGACCAGGCAGCAAACGCUGGCCAGUACCUUUGGAAUGCAUAUGGAGGCGGCAGCGGUGUCACUCGUCCUCUCGGUAACAACGUCAUGGACGGCUGGGACUUGGACAUUGAGAGCAACCCUGGCACCAAUGAGAAUUAUGCUGCUUUGGUUAGCGCUCUUCGAUCCAACUUCCCUAGCGAUCCCUCUCGCCAGUACGUUAUCAGCGGAGCUCCUCAGUGCCCGUUGCCAGAGCCCAACAUGGGUGUCAUCAUCCAGAAUGCUCAGUUUGACUACCUCUGGGUCCAGUUCUACAACAACAACGACUACCCAGGUGACCCGUGCUCUCUUGGUCUUCCUGGAGAUGCCCCAUUCAACUUCAACAACUGGACCACUUUCAUCCAGUCCACCCCGUCAAAGAACGCAAAGGUGUUUGUUGGUGUUCCUGCGGCUCCUCUGGCAGCGAACGGCGCCCCGAGCGGCGAGGUUUACUACGCCACUCCCGCUCAGCUGGCUGAAAUUGUUAACGAUGUGAAGAGCAAUCCGGCGUUCGGGGGGGUGAUGAUGUGGAGUGCCGGUUUCUCGGAUUCCAAUGUGAACAACGGCUGCAACUAUGCCCAGGAAGCGAAGAAUAUUCUGCUGACUGGCUCUCCCUGCUCUUCUGGCCCUGUCACUAUCUCGCCACCGCCAGUUACAACCCCUAUCACCAUCUCUUCGCCUCCGACAAGCAGCCAGACUCCUCCCCCCUCGUCAGGAGGAUCAGUUCCUCAGUGGGGACAGUGCGGCGGUAAUGGAUACACCGGACCCACGCAAUGCGUUGCGCCUUUCAAGUGCGUUGCCACCUCGGAAUGGUGGUCGCAAUGCGAAUAA